This is a messenger RNA of Centruroides sculpturatus (bark scorpion), 1749 nucleotides long. Its product is annotated as folliculin-interacting protein 1-like. Bases 197 to 880 code for a protein of 227 amino acids. The transcript is spliced from 2 exons. Gene Ontology annotation, cellular component: cytoplasm. The record is from RefSeq and is a predicted model, not a curated record. NCBI's taxonomy places the organism in Eukaryota, Metazoa, Arthropoda, Arachnida, Scorpiones, Buthidae. Gene Ontology annotation, molecular function: protein-folding chaperone binding; ATPase inhibitor activity.
CACAUGUCGUUGAUUGUUACCGCUCGGCAAUCCAAACGGCAAGGGAGACGAUGACGAUAUAUAUCACCUAUUAUCGUUCGUCGAGAUUUUUUUAUUUCUCCCCCCUCGGCCCCCACAGGACGCUAAAUCAAAAUUAGAAGUAAAUUGUGACAGCUAUUGCAUUAGAUCGAAAAGUCCAGAAGAAGGUUAUCAUAGUAUGAAAGAUAACAAACAAAAUCAGACAGAAUUUUGUUUGAAAAACACUAAUACAUCUUUUCAGGUGGAGGAACUAUUUGAUAAUUUACCAAAUCGCUUGGAAAUGCCAUUUUUAAGGAUCAAAGAAAGAGAACGCAAAAAAGAAAAUGUUUAUAAAAGUUUAGGAUGGUCUUUAAUGGCUGGAAUUAAUGAUCAUUUUAUGCCAUGUUUCUGUUUACAAGGAAUACAUGGAGAUUUUAGAAAUAAAUUAAAUUAUAGAAAUCUCAGGGAUGAAAUUGUUGAAGAUUUAGUGGCAUCUGCCAAAUUCUCAUUUAUUGAAGAUGAAGUAUCUGAAGCACUGUGUAUCUUGGCUGAUACUGAUCAUUGGAAAAUUGAAUUACUUUCAAGUAGUUCUGUUUUGAGCAAUACUAACAACAAUCCUGUUAUGAUGUCACCUCUCAUUUCUGAAAUCUGUGAAUCUCUCACGCAAAUGUAUUUACUAGACAUUACUCCGGAAAAUUGUAUGAUGUAUCUGGAGAGCAGACUGCAAGAAUUGUAUUUCAGAAGUUUGUCUCUAGCUGAAUUUGUUAAUAAUUCUUCAUCAAUAGAAUUAGAUAAUAUUGCAAAAUCAUUAAAAUUAGAUCCAUCUGACAUUCCUUUAUUAUUAGCAAUUGUAUCUAGACCCAACCUAGCUUUAGCAUAUUAAUAUCAAGAAAAUCACUAACUAAUAUAUUUUUCCAAUUAAUGACUUAACUAAUUACAAGAAAUUAACACAUUGUGUUAUUUGUUAUAUUUAAGAAUUGAGUUUCCAAGAAUUUAUAUUUGUAUAUAGACUGCAAAAUUAUUAUAUUAGAAUUGAUGGCACAAAACACUUUUAUGUAAAUAUAUUCAAUCCAAAUCAUUUAAAUUGGUUAAAACACUAAAUGGGAUACAGAAUUAACUGUAUUCCUAAAUAAAAAAGAAGAAUAUUUUAUAAUUAAUAUAUUAUGUAUUUUAUACAGAAACAAUUUUACAGGACUUUAUUUUGAAUUGUCUUUCAAUAUAGCAAACAUGAGCAUUGGUAACUAUGUAUUUGCCAUUUGUUAGUUUGGUAUCAAUUAGCAGUGGGACCACAUCCAUCAUUUAUUUGAAACAAUCUGUAUUGUACAUACAAUGUUAGUUGAAAAUUUAUUUCUUAUAAGAUGUUAUAAAGUGAUAACUUUUUACUAACUGUUUUCUGAGAUUAUCUACUAGUCAUUUACAAUAUUUUGGUGCAAUAUGAUUGUUAUAAAUGUAAUUAAAUUUAUAAAUUAUUAUGUAUAUAAAUAUUCUUACAUUGUAAAUAUUAUAUGUCUGCUGCAUUUAUAACUAAUUCAAAUUUACUUUUAUCGUAUUUUUUUGUUUUCUCCAAAAUUAGUUGUGCCAUAUUUUGAUUGCUAUAAAACCAUAUUGUGAAAAGCUUUGUUAAAAAAAAAAAAAAGUUAAUUCUAGAUGUGUCAAUAUAAUAUAAAAUAGAAAAAUAUAUGCAUUAUAUAUUUUUCAAAAUUGUAUUUUGUAGUAUUUUCCUUGUGCCAUCAGAAACAGGGUCAAGAUUAG